AUGCUGAGCAUCCAGGACGAGGACCUGCUGCCGCCCGGCUUCCAGGCCGCGCUGGAGCGCGUGCGCGCCGGCGCCGACGUCAUGCCUCGCCGCCAGCUGGAUGCCGCGCUGGCAGCGGAGCUGGGGCCCAGCUGGCGCGCGCGCCUGGCCGCCUUCGACCCCGCCCCCGUGGCCGCCGCCUCCAUCGGGCAGGUGCACCGCGGCACCCUGCACGACGGCCGCGCGGUGGCCAUCAAGGUGCAGUACCCGGGCGUGGCGCAGUCCAUCGAGAGCGACGUGGACAACCUGCUGCGCGUGGUGCGCCUGACCAACAUCCUGCCCAAGAGCCUAUUCGUCAAUAACCUGACCAAGGUGGCCAAGAAGGAGCUGGCGCUGGAGUGUGACUACGAGUAUGAGGCGGCCUCGCAGGCGCGCUAUGCGGCGCUGGUGGCGGCUGACCCCGAGCUGGCCCCCCUCUUCUUCGUCCCCCCCAUCGUCCCCGACCUGAGCUCGCGCGGGGUGCUGACCAGCGUCUGGGUGGAGGGCGUGCACAUCGACCGCGUGGCGGAGCUGGGGCAGGAGGCACGCGACCGCGUGGCGACCAGCCUGCUGACGCUGACGCUGCGCGAGCUGUUCGACUGGCGCUUCAUGCAGACCGACCCCAACUGGGGCAACUUUCUGUACGACGAGGCCACGGGACGCAUCAACCUGGUGGACUUUGGCGCGUCCCGGGACUUCCCCAUCACCUUCGUGCGGGAGUACCUGCACAUGGUGGCGGCCUGCGCACGCAGGGACCGGGAGGCCAUCAUCCGCCACUCCAUCAACAUGGGCUUCCUGACGGGCGAGGAGGAGCAAGUCAUGCUGGAUGCGCACGUGGAGGCGGGCUCGGUGGUGGGCAUCCCCUUUGGCACCCCGGGGCUGUACGACUUUGCCACGCACUCGACGGUGACCAAGCGCGUGACGGAGCUGGGGGCGGUGAUGCUGCGGCACCGGCUGACACCGCCGCCGGACGACAGCUACUCCUUGCACCGCAAGCUCAGCGGCGCCUUCCUGGCCUGCAUCAAGCUGAAGGCGCGGGUGCCCUGCCACCAGCUGUUCGAGGAGGCGUACGCUCGCUUCCAGGCCAAGGAGGGGACGGGAGAGGGGGAGCAUGACCUGCCGCGCAUCGCUUCGCUGCAUUGA
Auxenochlorella protothecoides is the source of this 1161-nucleotide messenger RNA. RefSeq names its product Chaperone activity of bc1 complex-like, mitochondrial. The transcript is spliced from 3 exons. Gene Ontology annotation, molecular function: kinase activity. NCBI's taxonomy places the organism in Eukaryota, Viridiplantae, Chlorophyta, Trebouxiophyceae, Chlorellales, Chlorellaceae. The record is from RefSeq and is a predicted model, not a curated record. Gene Ontology annotation, biological process: ubiquinone biosynthetic process. Bases 1 to 1161 code for a protein of 386 amino acids.